AUUGCUAAUAGUUUGUUGGGUCUGACCCUUAGUAUUAAUUUCAGCACGUUGAGACGAAAACCCACGCGACUAGAGCUAAAGCUUGAUGACAUUGAAGAAUUUGAGAGCAUUCGAAAGGAUCUGGAGACCCGUAAAAAACAGAAGGAAGAUGUGGAAGUUGUAGGAAGCAGUGAUGGAGAAGGAGCCAUUGGGCUCAGCAGUGACCCCAAGAGCCGGGAACAAAUGAUUAAUGGUCGAAUUGGUUAUAAACCCCAGCCCAAGCCCAGCAAUCACUCCUCUCAAUUUGGAAGUUUUGAAUUUUAGAGACGGAUUAUUUCG
Molecule: messenger RNA, 318 nt
Organism: Tupaia belangeri chinensis (Chinese tree shrew)
Lineage: Eukaryota; Metazoa; Chordata; Mammalia; Scandentia; Tupaiidae
Product: anaphase-promoting complex subunit CDC26
Exons: 1
Biological process (GO): anaphase-promoting complex-dependent catabolic process; regulation of mitotic cell cycle; protein K11-linked ubiquitination
Cellular component (GO): anaphase-promoting complex
Source: RefSeq, a predicted model, not a curated record